AUUUGAUAACCACAACCACACAGAUGAGUAAGAAAGUUAUCCAGAAUCUAAUCUCCUUUGCCUCCAACUCAUCUUUUCCUUUUACUAUAUUACCACAUCUCUGUUUCAAAAUAUCUUUCUAGCAUCGGCUGCUACCAAGCCUACAACCUUAACUUUGAUCCUUCCUGGUCACCAUGGCUUCGGCUACUUUCUCUGUGCCAAAACCAUCUCUUCAGGGUUUCACUGAGUUCUCAGGAUUGAGAAGCUCCUCUGCUUCUCUCCCCUUCGGCAAGAAACUCUCUUCCGAUGAGUUUGUCUCCGCCAUCACUUUCCAGACUUCUGCAAUGGGAAGCAGUGGUGGAUACAGGAAAGGUGUGACCGAGGCUAAACUAAAAGUAGCCAUCAAUGGCUUCGGUCGGAUCGGGAGGAACUUCUUGAGAUGCUGGCAUGGUCGUAAGGACUCUCCCUUUGAUGUCAUUGCCAUCAACGAUACCGGUGGUGUCAAGCAAGCUUCACAUCUCCUUAAAUACGACUCUACUCUUGGAAUCUUCGACGCGGAUGUGAAACCUUCCGGAGACGCUGCUCUCUCUGUUGAUGGAAAGAUCAUCAAGGUUGUGUCUAACCGCAACCCGUCUCUUCUUCCCUGGAAGGAGUUGGGAAUAGACAUAGUCAUUGAAGGAACAGGAGUGUUUGUGGAUAGAGAAGGUGCAGGGAAACACAUUGAAGCUGGAGCCAAGAAGGUUAUCAUUACAGCUCCAGGCAAAGGAGACAUCCCAACUUAUGUUGUUGGUGUCAACGCUGAUGCUUACAAUCCUGAUGAACCUAUCAUUAGCAAUGCAUCUUGCACUACUAACUGUCUUGCUCCCUUUGUCAAAGUUCUCGACCAAAAGUUCGGUAUCAUAAAGGGUACAAUGACAACAACUCACUCAUACACCGGUGACCAGAGGUUACUAGACGCUAGCCACCGUGAUCUAAGGAGAGCAAGAGCAGCUGCAUUAAACAUUGUUCCCACAUCUACAGGAGCAGCUAAAGCCGUGGCUCUCGUGCUCCCUAACCUCAAAGGAAAACUCAACGGAAUCGCUCUCCGUGUACCAACACCUAACGUGUCAGUGGUUGAUCUCGUUGUGCAGGUCACCAAGAAGACUUUCGCUGAGGAAAUUAACGCUGCUUUCAGAGACUCCGCAGAGAAAGAGCUUAAAGGUAUCCUUGAAGUCUGCGAUGAGCCGCUUGUGUCAGUUGAUUUCAGAUGUUCAGAUGUGUCGUCCACCAUUGAUUCUUCGCUCACUAUGGUGAUGGGAGAUGAUAUGGUUAAGGUGAUUGCUUGGUAUGAUAAUGAAUGGGGUUACUCACAGAGAGUUGUUGAUUUGGCGGACAUUGUUGCCAACAACUGGAAGUGAUUUGUAGCUUUUGAAACCAAAACUUGUCUCAUGUUUUCUCCUUUUUUUACAUUCUGAUUCUCAAAAUAUCGGUCAAGAGACUCAAGACUGUAUAAACUAUAGCCCUGAGUUAUGGAUUUGUAAUAAUGAUAAAACUCAAUUUAAACUUGUUUA
Messenger RNA from Brassica oleracea var. oleracea, 1529 nucleotides. Its product is annotated as glyceraldehyde-3-phosphate dehydrogenase GAPA1, chloroplastic. The record is from RefSeq and is a predicted model, not a curated record. Gene Ontology annotation, biological process: glucose metabolic process. Gene Ontology annotation, molecular function: NADP binding; NAD binding; glyceraldehyde-3-phosphate dehydrogenase (NAD+) (phosphorylating) activity. NCBI's taxonomy places the organism in Eukaryota, Viridiplantae, Streptophyta, Magnoliopsida, Brassicales, Brassicaceae. Gene Ontology annotation, cellular component: apoplast; chloroplast. The coding region runs from base 174 to 1376 and encodes 400 amino acids. The transcript has 5 exons.